GAUCAUGGAGUCUUCCAGGACCUUCAUGAGACAUCUGCCAAUCACACCAGGCUACAGUGGCUUCGUGCCCUACCUCAGCUGCCAGCAGGCCACCAGCAAGGACAGCAUGGCCCACUGUCUGAAGAUCUUCCAGGAGAUCACACAGCGCUAUAAAAACCAGAUGGAGGAAUUUCGCUGCUCAGUAGCCACUGCCCGGAGGCUGAAGCCCGUCUGCUCCGAGGAGACCGUCCUGCGGGCGCUGCACCAGUAUUACCAGCAAUAUCACCCCCUGAGUCUGGAAUGCAAAAACAUCAAGAAACCCCUCUACGAGCCCCCGAUCCCUGGCUGGGCUGGCUACCUCCCGAGAGCCAGGGUCACCGAAUUAGGCUGCGCCACGCGGUACACUGUCAUGGCCAGAAACUGCUACAGGGACUUCCUGGGCAUCAUGGAGCAGGCCAGGAGGGCACACCUGAAGCCAUUUGAGGAAAUGUAUGGCAAGGGGUCCACCCAACCUCCUUCCGCCCCUUCUCCAAAAGUUUUGCAGCAUGAAGGAUCGCUGCCCAAUUGUCUGGAUUUUUCUGUCACAGGUGGCAGCUGUCUUGCCCACGGGAGACCCCUGACCGAGGAACCCAGACCUCCAGUGACAUGUGGCUGUGCCCAAGGGACAAAUAUGUCGUGCAGCGGGAAGAUUUACCUCGAGCCACUGUUCUCAGCAAAGUAUGCGGAAAGCUGAGGCAGCCAGCCUGCCGAGGAGAGGGGAACUUAGCAGGGGACUCAGAAACUCAUCACUCUUGCGUGAGAACCAGCCCCUCCCCCACACCCAACAGGCCCUAGGAAAAUUUCAAAACCUAAGAAUCCUUUCAACUGCCACCGGCUCGCUGUCUGUUUGGCAACAGCAUGUCAUUAAUGAUAAAGACAUUUCACUGCGGUGUCGGAAUAAAGAAGCUACUUCUCGGCAUGCAGAAGGUUUCUGUGGGGGCUGGGGGUUCCUAGGCUGUGUUGACCUUGAGAAGAGCCGGGGUGAGAUUCAUCUCUUCCUUACCUUGAGGUAACAUUGUGCACCUGGAUCAGGCUCUUAUGGAAGCCCUGGCCCAGCGCACCAACCAACCAGCGGUCCCUGUCAGCCAUCUUGGGUCCUGACCUGGUGGCCUGAUGGUAUGCCUACCCAACCCUGGUGUUUCAGAAUCCCACUCCUCAGGGGACCCUGACUGGCGGACACAAGAUGUAUUUGUUUCACAGCCCUGCUGUAACGGUACCUCCCACUGGAUUGCCAAUAAGACAACAGAAGUGUAUUACCUCAUGGUACUGGAAGCCAGAAAUCUAAAUUCAAGGUGUUAAUAUGGAAACCUCAAGGGAGACUCCUUCCUUACCUCUUUCUUUCCGCCUCCUGGUGGUUUGCUGGAAAUCCUCGGCCUUCCUCGGUACGUAACUACUAUCUCUAUCAUUAUGGUCCUGUGACGUCCCCUCUGUGUGUCUGUGUCUUCACAUGGCUGUCGUCUUAUAAGGAUGCCAGUCACCCUGGAUUAGGGCCCAUCCUUUUCCAGGAUGAGCGUGUCUAAGCUUAGCUCAUUAUACCUGCAAUGAGCCCCUUUCCAAAGAAGUCCUAGGCUGAGGCAUCCAGCGGCCCUCAGAAGACGUCAGGUGCAGCUCGUGGAGCAGCGAGACCAUCGCAGACGUCCAAAGGCUCAGUAACGGGCAGAGCCAAAACAGUACAGCACUCGGCUCCUGGGAGACCUGCCCAGGGCAGAGAAAUCAGAUGCCAAAUCUUUUACUCUAAUGAGUACAAAGGACUUUGGUGAGAAAAAAGUCACCUCUCAACUGUUUUUUACGAACCUCCCAAAUGUGACUUAGCAUUCCCUUUACUUAACGCAACAAACCACAGGCAUCCCGUUCCGUUGGCCUGAGCCACAGAUCCGUCUGUAUCAUGACGUUUGCUGCGUACAGCGUCGCAAAAUGUUAGUCUUGAUCGUACUAUAGAAUGAUGUGGUUAUUAGAGCGACUGUAUCGACAUUCUAACAUACGGCUAUUCAAUCUGUGCCUAAAGAAGCACAUGGUUGGGGGGCACCUGAG
This is a messenger RNA of Neogale vison (American mink), 2049 nucleotides long. It is a transcript of the gene SPMIP5, whose product is annotated as chromosome 2 C10orf82 homolog. The record is from RefSeq and is a predicted model, not a curated record. Lineage: Eukaryota; Metazoa; Chordata; Mammalia; Carnivora; Mustelidae. The coding region runs from base 5 to 712 and encodes 235 amino acids. The transcript has 5 exons.